UGGCUUUUCGCUUGCUGCGAAAGGGACGAAAAGACUUUCUAGAAGAAACUUUACUUCAAAAGACUGGCGCUCAUUCGCCACAGGCUUCGCUCGGAAAGUGCAGCGAUCGAAGCAAGUGCUGUGGCAACUGCCAGAUCUUCACCAGCGCUGCAGUGGCUUGCUUGCCGUCAAUCAGUGGACCACAGGUCGCUCCACAACCGCUUUCAAACCACUCAACUUUGGAAGAUGGCUCUGCAAGCGUUCGGACGAGGUGAGCGAGGUGGGCACCCGCAGCAAGCCCACCCUCAGGGGGAUCGGGGAGGUCCGUCCGCCUGUGUGACCGUCGUACUAACAGUGCUCUUAGUCGGAACGUUUUCCGCUGUCCUGUGCAAGUUCUAUGUGGACACGGAGAUCAAGAGACAGGGGCUUGAGUGCGACAUCAAAAUCAGAGACAAGACAGCGCUGCUGACGAGCGAGAAAAACGAACUGAAGGACCAACUGAAGAGCGAGAUGAACAAACAGAAGGACCAACUGAAGAGCAAAGUGCAAAUUUCGCACGGCUGCUUCCUGCACAUGCGAACUCUUUCCUUUUACCUCUUCCAGAGCGUAGCAAGGAGCAAACAAGGCAAGUCGACGAUACCCGGGAAGAUCUUCAACUUUUUCUCUGAAAGUAGCGAUGCAGAAGCACCCUCGUCGUCCAUAAACUUCAAUCCUGAGGUGUUCGAGAACUGCAAGUAUGAAAUGGAUCUCAUCGAGCACUGGAUUAGGAAAGACAGCGACAGCCUAGCCCAGUAUGAGCCCAAGAAGAACGUGGCUGGAGCGCUGCAAAAGAAGAAGGAGGCCGAGAAACUGGAGAUGGAGGAGAAGCAGCGGGAGCAGAUCGAGGCCAAGAGACUAGAAAUUGAGGCCAAAGGGCCUGCCGGACCAAUAGCCAGAUGACGACCCUGGAGGACCUAGGCUACACAAUAUCAAACAGCGCCAGGCGCCCCCAACAUCUACUCCCCUCUGCUAGAGCCAGCACACACACACACACCCGUGCCACCUUUCUCUUUGUCACCACUGCCACAUGGAACUCCCUCCCGGCUGCUAUUCGUACUGUAUCCAGCCUAAAAUGUUUUACCGCUCUUGUCCGCACACACUUUAGCUAUCACCCCUUAUGAGCCCUCUGGUUUCAUUCCACGUAGUGUAGCGAUGUCAUAGAGCACAGUGUUAUUAGCCAGUGCAGGCUGUCGUAAUAAAACGACUCAUCCGUGUUCCAUUCCCG
Molecule: messenger RNA, 1243 nt
Organism: Sycon ciliatum
Lineage: Eukaryota; Metazoa; Porifera; Calcarea; Leucosolenida; Sycettidae
Exons: 2
Coding region: 226-918 (230 amino acids)
Source: RefSeq, a predicted model, not a curated record